Molecule: messenger RNA, 2913 nt
Organism: Amorphotheca resinae ATCC 22711
Lineage: Eukaryota; Fungi; Ascomycota; Leotiomycetes; Helotiales; Amorphothecaceae
Exons: 4
Coding region: 1-2913 (970 amino acids)
Biological process (GO): signal transduction
Molecular function (GO): 3',5'-cyclic-nucleotide phosphodiesterase activity
Source: RefSeq, a predicted model, not a curated record
AUGGACUACACAGCAUGCAACGUUGUCUACGUCGAUCGCGCGGCCCGCGAAGAUAGACUGGUGACGAGAGAAGACUCCAUAUCGCCCGCUCUCUCCGUUGAUGCUGCAAACCACGUUGAGGAACAUGCGCCGUUUCCUGCGAAUACUGCCCUGGGUGGCAAUCUGCAGGCUUUGCUCAAGACAUUCAGUGAAGUCCAUGUCUGCUCUUCCGGGAAGUCAUGCGUCUCCAAACUGUCCGAGUUGAACCAGGCCUCGAUCGGUGAAUUAAUACCGACACUGGUCCUGAUAGACAUACCCGACGAAGACCAUCUAGACGUCCCGCCCUCGAGAGAGAUACGAGCGCCUUCUCCCGGCUCGAGAUUACAAGUUGAUACGUUACAGGAGGAGCCCGACAUAAUAGACGCAUAUGGGCUUGACCUGCUGCGGUGGAUAGCCUCUGAGAUCCAAUAUCACAGCUUAUCCAAACUGGUAGUCCCGAUUGCAGUUGUUUCGACACCAGAUCCUGCCGAUGCGGUUACAUCCCGAAGGAGAGCCGACUCGAAGCCAGAAACGCCUCAGAUCAGUUACGAAUCCUUCUCAAAUACAAAGAAGUCGGCGGGGUUCGCGACGCCGCUAGAUCAAGUUAGGACCAUAAGAUACCUGGAUGUGGGAGCAGUAGAUGUAUUGACGAGUCCCUUGUUACAAGAGCGGUUACCAAGCCUGGGGAUUCACGCAUACCGGGCACAUAGGGAUGCAUCGAAAGAUCAGAGGGCAUUGUUAGAGAUCAAAAGGGGGAGAAAACGGUCUUGGGUAGGAGUGGAUGAUCAAAAGCCUUACGCAUAUUUACGUGAGGCCAUGGUCUCGGGGCUAAUGGAUGGGAUUUGCAAACUCGGAGGGGAUGAUCAACCUCUUAGCCAUAUGCGAAUAUCAGUGGCCUUAGAUCGCCAGCAGAAGAUUGCAGAGGCCGUCGGGUCGUGGCACUUCUCGGCGCACGAAUUCACAGACGACGAACUUCUUCAUGCAGCAUUACUGAUGCUACAACAUGCGCUCGCGAUGCCAGAACUAGAGCGGUGGCGGAUAUCGACAGAGAACCUUACCGGAUUUCUACUUGCUUGUCGUUCGGCGUACAAUGCCUUUGUCCCUUAUCACAAUUUCCGCCACGUCGUGGAUGUCUUACAAGCCGUCUUCCACUUUCUCGUCCAGCUAGGACGUCUCCCACAAUACCCAAAUUCAGAUCCAGCUCAGGAACCCGCGCCGUCACCUGUCGCCGCUCUCGUAAGACCGUUCGACGCUCUCACACUGCUGAUCACUGCCAUUGGCCACGAUGUUGGCCAUCCUGGGGUCAAUAAUGCUUUUCUUGUCACGCUUAACGCUCCUCUCGCCCAGUUAUACAACGAUCGAUCGGUUCUGGAAUCGUUCCACUGCGCCGCGUACUCUCAAAUCCUUCGUCGCUAUUGGCCAGCAGCCUUUCAAGGGGUCGAGAUGAGGCAGCUGAUGAUCAGCUCGAUACUUGCGACCGAUAUGGGUCUUCAUUUCGAUUAUAUGAAGAAGCUCGGCUGGAUGCAAGAGAAGUUGCAUGCAAAUGGCGGUAGCGGUACCGAUGGCUGGAAUGGCCGACUCCUCGAGGAGCAGCGGGCGCUUGUUUGUUCUUUGCUAAUCAAGUGUGCCGACAUCAGUAAUGUGGCCCGGCGCUUCGAUGUCGCAUGCAAAUGGACGAUGAUAUUGACUGAUGAAUUUUCACGCCAGGCUUCGAUGGAGCAGGACUUGGGCAUUCCUUCCGCCUUAUUUGCGGCUCCUGUCCGGGAGAUUGUGGAGCUUGGGAAGUCCCAGAUUGGCUUUAUGAAUAUGUUUGCGAUUCCUCUCUUCCAGGGAGUGACCGACGUCAUGCCUGCUAUGGAAUUCACCGUUGAAGAACUCCAUCGGAAUAAAACCGCGUGGGAGAAAAGGAUCGAGGAAGAGCAAGCAAAAACAAGACAACACAGUGCUGAUUCUGCAAUGGACGGCAGGUUAUCCCCACGCAUGAUGAGCCUGGCAACACCUUCUGAUGGAAGUCACCAGAAGACAAGUAAUGUCGCUCAGGCUACCGCAAGAUCAGGUAGCGAUUCUGAAUCUAGAAUCAAGGCAAUGCUCGAAAAGAGCCCCUUCUCGCCAUCCAAUGGUGGAUUUGACAAGUCCAUGGAAUGCGGGCAUGAUGGGUCAUCACCAGGACUCUCUACGGGUAGUCCCACUGACUCCAAUCCUUCGCCCAGCGAGGUUACACACAAUCAAUCCUCUCAAAAUUCCUUAAAACCUGACCAGCUUCACCUAAUCUCCCAAACCGCUAGCGCCCCUGGUAGGCUGGAUCAGCCUGGCACAGACGCAGACCUGCCCCCUAAUGGAGAUGAUCAAGUCAAUGGUGUCGAUUUCAAACUUUCUCUGGCUACUGAUCACGUAAGGGCCGACGGGGCAAGGAGAGGCCGAACCGACUGCAAGCAACGAAGCAGCGAUACGACCGAAGGUAGCAAUUCCGCUGCUGGAGAUUCAACCUGGCAUGCUACGAGCGCGGCGACGAGUAAAACGCCCAUAUCGCCCAGUACGCAAGGAACCAGCAUCAUGAGCGAAGACUCGGUAGAAAAGUACAACACGCCUACGGGCACGAGUCCAUUAGCCAGCCAUGCAAGCCCCAUGACGGGCUCUACGGUUUCGACUCCGGGAGAGCACGGUCCAGAGGAUUCAUACGUGAGACAUGAGCCGCAUGAGGGCAAGGGCGUUCUGAUGGAGACGGUGCGACAUCUGAGGAAGAAGCCCAGUAGGUUCCGUAUGAAUGGACUGAAUUUUUGGAAGAGGAGCAAGAGCGCGAGCCCGCCGAUGCCAGGCGAGACACGGCCUGACAAGCAGGUCGUGGGUGGCGAGGACGAAGGGGGUCAAUGGGGUACGAGGAGACAGUGUUCAUGA